UCCAGCCAACGCGCAGGAAUUCGCCACAGACUGUCCAUCACCCAACGGAUUCUUCGCCGAUUCUCUUCAGUGCGACAAGUAUUACGAGUGUAUUGAUAAUGUGCUCACGGAGAAACUGUGUCCUGACGGGAUGGCCUUCAACGACAUAAACCCCACUGUGGAGAAGUGUGACCUCCUGAGCAUGGUGGACUGUGCCGAGCGACCCGACCUGCAAAUACCUCAGCCGACGGAGUUCUGCGAUCGACAGAAUGGUAACUUUGCUCCGAAAGACGCCGUGAACUGCCAGGACGCGUACCGCUGUGUGAAUGGGGAAGGUACUCUCAUUUCUUGUCCGGUGGGCCUCGCCUUCUCUCUGGCGAAUGGCAUCUGUGACUGGCCCGACCAAUCUGACAGGACCGAUUGCAAUGUUCAGAAUAAAAACAACUUCACCUGUCCUAAGGUGAGCCAUGAGGUAGCAGUGAGUCACCCUCGCUUCGCUGACCCCCAUGAUUGUCAGUAUUUCUACGUGUGCAUCAACGGCCAAACCCCCCGCAGGAACGGCUGUGCUUUUGGUCAAGUCUUCAACACGAAAACCACCACCUGUGAAUCGCCUAAGGAUGUACCUGAGUGCGCUGAUUACUACAAGGAGUACUUCGACGAUUAUUUCGCUAACCUAGCGAGAGACCCGGGCAAUAUUAAAGGAGACAUCAUCGCCGCUGCUAUUGCCUCUGGCUACGACGUCCCUAAGUUCAGGGAUCGGGUCCGUAUCCAGUCGGAAUCGAAACCACCGACCCGAAGAGGAAGUGCCGCCGCUACUACGUUUCUUACACCGAGUCGAACAUCUAUCGACACCCCUGUUAGCAAGCCUGACAGAAGAGAGCCUAUACGACGUGGGCCAGGUGGCGGUAUCCGUCGCAGAAAGAAGCAAACGACGACCACCUCCACUACCACACUUCCUCCCGAUGACUACUACUACUACUACGAGGAAGAGUAUCCUGCGGGAUCCGAAAUUUCAUCACCAGAUGUAAUUGACCCGAUCCCUGCUGAAACGGCUGCCUCACCAAUAGACGGAGACGCUCUUUCAUUUGGUUUCACCGCUUCAGAUUCCGCCCCAUCACAACCGUCAUCAGCAACGAGGACCAAUGUACCGACCAGGCGCCCAUUUGGGAGCCUUGGCAACUAAAUUAGAAGGAGUGACAUGUUUGGGUCCGUAUACUUCCCGUUGUGCUACCUGGCCAGCCUUCAAGUACCUGUGUUGUGUGUUUGCGUCACGGCAAAUCUUGGAAAAGUCUGGUCAUCACUAAAAUCACAACAGAUAUAUUGUUAUGUCAUCAGUUUACAACACAGGUAAAACAAACUGGCUGGUUGUUUAUGUACUUCAUAAGGAGUGAUGAACCAAAGGUACCAUAUUAAGGAAAGUCACUUUCCUAUCAAGAUGUAAAGGAAAUUGACUUCUAAAACGUCGUACCUUUGAACCAUAUUAGGUAUGUAUAUUAUGUGUACAGUGAUAUAAUCUGGGAAUUUGUGUAUCCUAGAGGGAAAGAACUGUGUACUGUACCAACAAUGAUGAAAUUAAAUGAAUUUUUGGGGUAUAAGAGAAUGUGAUAAGGAAGUAGGGUUAGUAAGUCAGUGAUACCGAGAGAUUUUUAUAUUCAAUUUCUCCAUUAACUUUGCUUUUGUUGAAAAAUGUACAGUUAUGGACACAAUUCUCUCGACAAUUUUGGCAGCAUUCACUUUAGGGCCAUUUACUGUGGAUACUGGGUCUGGGGCUUUGACAUAUUUUUGUCACUUUUGUUUUUGUAAUACACAAAAGUUAUUCUAAUUUACUUUAUGAUAAAAAAACGUUUCCUGCUCUAAACCAAGUGUACAGAUAAUCCACAAGUUGAUAUGUCAGAUAUUGUUAAAUGUCCAUGGAAUUAUUGCAACAGCUGUACUCAUUGGAAGUUUAUUGUAUGAAGUAGCAUAUUGAUGGUGAAUUAAGUUACUUGUUUUAGUUUGUGGUAUCAUCUAUAACCUAUAUAUAUAUAUAUAUAUAUAUAUAUAUAUAUAUAUAUAUAUAUAUAUAUAUAUAUAUAUAUAUAUAUAUAUAUAUAUAUAUAUAUAUAUAUAUAUAUAUAUAUAUAUAUAACAGUCCAUGCACACACGGACUUCCAUAUACAAGCAAUACUAAAUAAACUGUAUCAUUACGAGAAAUUAGAAAUUUACGGAUUUUCAAUAUAUAUUGUUAAUGCCA
Molecule: messenger RNA, 2212 nt
Organism: Homarus americanus (American lobster)
Lineage: Eukaryota; Metazoa; Arthropoda; Malacostraca; Decapoda; Nephropidae
Exons: 6
Coding region: 131-1162 (343 amino acids)
Cellular component (GO): extracellular region
Molecular function (GO): chitin binding
Source: RefSeq, a predicted model, not a curated record